UGUAUAUUAUAUACAUAUAUGUAUGCAUUUUGCUCAAUUGUCAAAUUGAUUUAGAGCUAAACUUUCUCCAACAUUCUUGAUCUUAAUCAAUAAUGGUUUUAUUUUUCCUGCUGUGAUUUAUAUUGUUCUAAUUAGUAUAAUCGUUUUUUUUUUUUUUUUCUGAUUCGAACGUCAGUAGGUGGUAAAACCGUAAAAAGUUGUGUAUAUAUACACAUAUGUAUAUAUCUGUAUAUACGCAUAUAUGUGCUUGGAAUCGUGUCCUUUUUUAUUCAGUGAUUUCAAUCUGCUUUUGGUACUUCUGUGUUGGUUCUUCGCGUCUUUCGUCAUUAAUUCUGAAGUCUGUAUAUUAAAUCUGGGUUAAAUAAUUAUCCCAUUAUUUUUUUUUUGUUUUCUAUUAAUAUGUCCACUUUUUAAAUUAUUUAACACAUUCUCUCUCUCGGAACCCAAAUGUGUAAAAGUAAUGUUUUGGCAUGUUCCUGAUUCACGUUGGUUUUUCUGGGUAAAUAUUUGUAUUAUGCAAGUUAUUAUUCCGUAACGUGAUGUACUUUUUCUCUGUCAAGAAAUAUUAUUUUAUUUAGCUGUCCCUGUUUAUUUGGUAAGUAUUUACCUGUCCGGCUGUCCCAGUUGUUUGCCACUCCGAUUUGAAUUAAUUAGGAUUUUAUUUAUUUAUUUAUUUUUCACGCUAUUUAUGUCAUUGAUACAAUCUAGUUGUAUUCAAUCCUAAAAUUCAAAAUUCAAGUCUAACUCAAUUUUAAUUUGAUUUUGAAUUUUUAGUUUAAUUCAAAUCCACCAACUCAGUUCAACUAGAAGAAUAAGAUGAAAUAUGGCCCAAGUUAGAUUUUCAUAUUGGUGGUUAGACUUUUGGAAUUUUCUACUAAUUCCGUAUGUCUGAUGAAUGGCAACGGGAAGAAUUCAGGACAGGCUUGGGGUGAGGGAUCCUUCCCCGUCUCCGUUUAAGAGAUGGCACCCGGACUCCGCCCCCACAACCAUUUCUAAAAUGACCUCAAUCCCCAUCCCAGUUAAAAACCCUAACCAUUUCUAUGCCCCACCCCACUAAGGAAAUUUAAAAUAAUAAUUAAAUCCGACAGCUAAAACAUUUAUAAUAGCUUUGGUCUACACCCUGUAGAUCAGAUUUGCAUAACGUUAGUUUUGGGAUAGGGAUAGCAUAUGAAUCCCAAUUUUAAUUUAUAAAUGAAUCAGGUGAUUAGCACUUCUUCUCUAUCAAUAAAUUAUCUAAAAAGAAAUAAAGUCCGGCACAUUUUACUCUUUUUUGAGUUUGAGAAUUUGAAAUGGUGGACAAAUCUAAGUACUUUUCGUGGUUCUUUCCUCUCUUAUUUGAAGGCAUACACCUUAUUUGUAUACUUUGUUAAUUAUAAAAGAUCACAUGAGCUUUUGCUGCCAUGCAAUCUUGUUUUUCACUUUUUACGUAUUUAAAUUUGUUUUGAUGACUUAAAUUUCUUUGGUCUGUGUCUGGUGCUGCUUCCCAGGAUUUUCCUUCUAUUCUUUUAGGACCAUAUAUAUAGAUAGAGGGAGAUUCAGAGUAGAUAUAGACAGUACAUCAAUUACAAAAAUUCAGAGUACAGAGAAGGAAAGCAGCUCCAUCUGCUGUUAGUUUGGACCAAGGGUUCCCAAAAGAGUGUAAAAGAUGGGUUUCUGGACACUCUUCGGGGUGGCUUCUAUGCCUAUGCUGCAGGUGCUGAUAAUAACCGUAUUAGGAGCUUUCAUGGCAACUGAUUAUCUCAAUCUUCUUCCCUCAGAUGCAAGAAGGUACCUGAACAAGAUUGUGUUCAUGGUGUUUACUCCCUCGCUCAUUUACUCAAGUCUGGCUCAGACUGUCACCAUAGAAGACAUCAUCUCAUGGUGGUUUAUGCCUGUUAAUAUCGGGCUAACCUUUCUAGUUGGGGGAGUACUAGGAUGGAUAGCAGUGAAAAUACUGAAACCAAAGCCGCAUCUGGAAGGCCUGGUCAUUGCCAUGUGUUCAACAGGAAACAUGGGAAACAUGCUGUUGAUACUGGUGCCUGCAAUUUGUAAGGAGAAUGGCAGUCCAUUUGGUGAUCAUAUUAUUUGUGCUUCCACUGGACUCUCGUACUCAUCUUUCUCCAUGGCGCUUGGUGCUUUCUUCGUAUGGACUUACACUUACCAAAUAAUGCGAAGUUCAUCCCUGAAAUACAAAUCACUAAAAGCAGCAAAUGUGGCCCCCAUGGUACCCAACGAGGAUUUAGAUGCUAAUGCCAAGACCCAUCUUCUCAAGGGAAAUCAAGAGCAUGUUGCUAUACUAGUUCCAACAACGAAAUCCACUGAAGAGGAUACAGAAAAUCAAACUAUUGUACCCCAAGUGUCUACCAGUAAGGUGGAGAAAGGGAAUGCAUCAUUCUGGAACAAAAUAUAUGGAGUUCUUCACCAGAUUUUGGACGUGGUGUUGGAACCUCCAACCCUUGGUGCGAUUGUAGGAUUCAUCUUUGGGGCGAUCCCAUGGCUUCAUAAUCUUGUAAUUGGUGACACAGCUCCUCUGAGAGUGAUCCAAGACUGUAGCAAAUUACUUGGGGAUGGAACGAUACCUUGCAUCACCCUUAUAUUAGGAGGCAACCUCGUAGGCCUACGCGAUGUCAAAUUGAAACCAUUGAUCAUCAUUGCAGUCAUUUGUGUGCGAUACCUGAUACUUCCCGUGAUUGGUAUUGGUGUAGUUAAAGCAGCCUCCAAGCUUGGCUUCCUUCCGGCAGACCCAUUGUUCCACUUUUUGUUACUGAUUCAGUUUACAUUGCCACCUGCAAUGGCUAUUGGCACCAUUUCACAACUGUUCGAUGUGGGGCAAGACGAGUGUUCGGUCCUCAUUUUGUGGACUUACCUGGUAGCUUCUCUAGCUCUCACUGUUUGGUCGACAGUCUACAUGUGGAUCUUAUCCUGAAGAUCUUACGCUCAAAACAACAUAGCAACCACACUGAUCAUCCUACCCGAGGGGUCCAUAUAUAUAUGUACUCAUAUUUAGGGAGGGAAAAGCUUCCCCACAUUAAGCGAGGGAGCCACUGAAUUGAGCUUUCUUUUUGGUCCAAUUUUGUUUUUCUGAUUAUGAUCUUGUUCAAGUUUGCAUCUUCUACAUACCUUGAAUAAGGAGAUAGAUGAUGAUGGAUAGUUUAUCGGCUUCUUCCUUCUACAGAUAAUUUCAUUUCGACUCUGGAAGACCCUUCCCAAUUAAAACCUAAUAGGGGCCAUGGUGUUUUUCAGUCAAAUUCGAUCGUUUGGGGCCUGGAAAUCACGAUUUUUUAUCUUAUAGAAAGAUGAUAAAAUAUUUCAUGAUUUUUGUUGGAGGUGUAAUCGAAUUCAAAUUAUUUUGAUUUCUAAUAUUUAUCUUAGUUUAGUGGAUUA
This is a messenger RNA of Cornus florida, 3363 nucleotides long. Its product is annotated as protein PIN-LIKES 5-like. The coding region runs from base 1646 to 2905 and encodes 419 amino acids. The record is from RefSeq and is a predicted model, not a curated record. NCBI's taxonomy places the organism in Eukaryota, Viridiplantae, Streptophyta, Magnoliopsida, Cornales, Cornaceae. The transcript has 10 exons. Gene Ontology annotation, biological process: endoplasmic reticulum to cytosol auxin transport. Gene Ontology annotation, cellular component: membrane.